This is a messenger RNA of Colletotrichum graminicola M1.001, 732 nucleotides long. Its product is annotated as methyltransferase FkbM family protein. Bases 240 to 338 code for a protein of 32 amino acids. NCBI's taxonomy places the organism in Eukaryota, Fungi, Ascomycota, Sordariomycetes, Glomerellales, Glomerellaceae. The transcript has a single exon. The record is from RefSeq and is a predicted model, not a curated record.
AUGGAGCUAGUCGGCCUAGCAAAUGGAUUCUCCUGCUACACUACAAGCAAAAAUGAAGCAACCUUUAUCUAUAAGGAGAUAUACAUAGAUAAAUGCUAUGAUGGUCCAAAGCUACCGGACUUACCCUUCAUUAUUGACGUUGGGGCUAACAUUGGACUAUUUUCUAUCUAUAUGAAACAAAAACAUCCUUCAGCUACAAUUCUUGCCUUUGAGCCAGCACCUAAGAUAUACGACCUUCUAUGCCGGAAUCUGGAGUUACACAACGUCUUCGGCGUCAAGACCUACGCCUAUGGUUUGAGCUCCAAGGCAGCCACUACGAAAUUUACGUACUUCCCUAACUCACCUGGAAACUCAACUCUAUAUCCCGAACAGAAAGUAGAGCUACGACGUGCAAUUACAGAACACUUUGGCGAAGAAGCUGCAAAUUAUUACUUCACUGGAGCCCAGGAGAUAGACGUUAAUCUCCAAAGGCUAUCGCACUUUCUAGGUAGCUGUGAUACUCUGAGAAGGAUUGACCUGCUCAAGAUUGAUGUGGAGGGCGCAGAACUUGACGCUUUACUUGGCCUGGACGACACAGACUGGGACAAGAUAUAUAACGUCAUAAUAGAGACUUCUGUUAACUCUGGAGUUAAGCCUGAUGUUCAGAAGCUUCUGCGAGAUAAAGGCUUUGUUGUUACUAGUGAGGGUGCUUGCUGGGCACCUAACCAGUUCUUCAUGAUCCGCGCUUAUCGU